AUGGCUGUUGAUCCGGUUCGCGAGCAGCAGCCGCCGCAAGAAGUGCAACAACAGCAGCAGCCGCAGCCGCAGCAGGAGCAGGAGCAGGAGAAAGAGAUGGAAGGUGGGGGCAAGAGGGCAGGAGUGGAAGGGGAAGAGCUGGGCCGUGAGCAGCAGGGAGCAGUGGAGGCGAGUGGUGGUGGUGGUGGGGAUGAGUUAGGCAGCCGCGGGGAGGGGAAAGCGGGUGAGGGCACUGUUAGGCUGUCUGAUGGGGGGGAGGAAGGGGAGGGGGACGCGGGGAGUGCGGGUGAAGGGGAGGGCGGAGAGGGUGGAGAGGGCGGGGAAGGCAGAGAGGGCGGAGAUGGCAGAGAGGGCGGAGAUGGCAGAGAGGGCGGAGAGGUGGAUGAUAUUGUGGAAGAGGAGAGGGAACUGAACCGACUGCUGGAAAGAGAGGGCGGAGGGCAGAGGAAGGACGAAGAGCAAGAGGAAGGGGUUGAAGAAGCGGUGGACGGGAAGGGGGAGGAGGCGUUGGGGGGCGGAGAUGCAGCAGGGGGGGAAGAUGGAGGGGCGGAGGAGGCGGAGGAGAUUCUGAUGGCGCAGCUGGCAGGUGGGGAAGGGGAGGGGGUGGAAGGAAGGGCGGAGGAGGGUGUUGUGAGGGGGAGAGGCAAGCGGGUCGUGGAGGGGGAAGAGAACGAGGUGGGUUCUGGUACUGGUGGUGCUACUGGUGAUGAUGAUUUUGAUGACAGUGCCUCUGCUGCUGCUGGCGACGGGAGGAAGGGCAGAGUCGACUCGCCAGAGGGGGAGCAGGACGCGGAUGAGGAUGAUAUGACAGGUGUGGAAAAGGGAGAGGAAAGAAAGAAGGCCAGCAGGAAGAGUGAGAAGGGUGGGAAGAGCGGGAAGGGUGGGAAGGGUGGGAAGGGUGGGAAGAGCAGUAUGAGGUAUGCCAGUAUUGACGAGACUGCAGGUGACGCAGAUGGGGACGGUGCGGCAGAGGGGGGUGUUGAGGGUGCAGGUGACGUGGACGGUGGGGAGCAUGCAGAAGCGGGUGCAACUAGUGGGGACACGGAGGGUCUGGAAGGAAGUGCGGAUGGGGAGGAAGAGAGGGCGGAGGAGGGUGGUGCUCAGAGAGGGGUAGCAGUGGGAACAGGACGAGGGAAGGGGAAAGGACGAAGAGAAGGCGGGGACACGGGUGGCGACGAGGGUGAAAAGGAAGGGGGAGAAGAGGAGGUAGAGGGAGAAGGGGAGGAUGGGGGCAAGACUGAGAAGAAGGCGGUUAGGAAGUCGACGAGAGGCAGGGAGGAGACGAGCAGGAGUGGCGAGGGGGGUGUGGGGGAGGAUGAUGAGGGUGCAGGAGAGGAGAGCGAGGAGGGUGAGGAGAGGCUUGGAAAGGAGAUGGCUGCAAAGAAGGGGAUGAGUGGGGAGCGGAAUUCGAAGCGGACUAAGGGGACGAAGGCUGGGAGAAAGGUUGAGACUGAAGGAACUGAGGAGGGUGAGGCGGAGACGACAGGGACUGGAGAGGAAGAGGAUGGGGAGAGAGGGGAUGAAGCUGCUGAAGAAGAGGGGGUGAAGGCAGCGGAAAGGAAGGUGCAGAAGGUGAAGAAAGGGGCGAAAAAGAGUGUGAUUGGAGAUGGGGGAACGAAGGAGAGGGUUACAGUGGGAGAAGGGACGAAAGGAAGGACAAAGACGAAGCAGGUGGGUAAGGGCGUGGGUGGGAGGGGUGAAGACGAAGAGAGUGAGGAUGGAGCGCAGGAGGGUAAGGAGGGCGAGGGAGAAAGGAGUGGAGAGGGGGAGGGAAGUGCAGAGGAAGCAGAGGAGGAGAGGGUAGUGAUUGAGCCGGGAGUGAUAAUGAGUCAUAUUCCUGUGAGUAAGAAACCUGUUGUGGUGGCAGAUGCUGAAGAGACUGUGGGUGCUGACCCUGUGGAUGAGGAGGAGGAGGAAGAGGCGCAGGCGGAGGAGGGGGAGGGGGAGGAGGGAGGAGAGGGAGGUGAUGGAGGGGAGGGAGGAGAGGGAGGAGAGGAAGUCAAUGUGAGGAGCAAAGGAAGGAAGGACAAGGGAAAGAAGGCAAAACGAGAAGCUGUGGAGGGGGGAGAGGGAAAGUCGGAAGGGGAGGAAGGAGAGGUGGGGGAUAUCAAGGUAAAGGCUCGCACGCAGAAGGGCAAGGGGAAGGCGAAGGAGGGGAUGAAGGAGGCUGAAGAUGGUGGCGAGGCUGAGAGUGAAGGUGCUGCGAAUGCUGAUGCUGAUGCCGAUGCUGAUGCGGAGGGUAAGGGUAAAGAGAGUCGUGUGAAGAAGAAGAGUGAUGAUGGUAAGGAGAGGCAGGGAGGUAGCGGCUCUCUGCACACUGGAGUGAAGGAGAGCACAGCGACGGGAGGCACAGGGGAGGCGGACAGGGGCGAGGGUAGCGGGAAAGUGCGGAAGGGUGUAGCGGUUGAAAGGGGGAAAGGGUUGGCGAACGGGAAGGAGGAGGGGGAGGAGGUGGUGGAGGAGGAGGAGCAAGGGGAGGAGGCAGGGGAGGAAGGGGGGGAAGGAGAGGAGGAGGAAGUGGCACGUGAGGAGAGGAAGAAGGCAAAGAAGAAGGUGCAUGGCCCGGGCAAAGGACACGGCAAGGAGGGCGCAGCAGCAGAAAGAGAAUCGGGUAGUGUGAAAGAGAAUGAGAAGGAGGAGGAGGAUGAGGAGGAGAAGAAGAGGGAGAAGAAGAAGGAGAAGGGAGAUGCUUCAGAGGAUACUAAGAAACCAUUGGCCAUUGUGGGGGAGAAAGAGAAGGAAGAGGAGAGAGAGGAGGUGGUUGAAGGGGCGGGUGGAGGAGGAGGGGGGAAAGGCAUUGCAGGGACUUAUGGGAAUGGACCACCAGAGAGUGAUGCAGGGAAGGUGGUGAAGGGGAAGGCAGAGGGAAAAGCAAAGGGCAAAACGGAAGAGGAAGUGGAAGAGGAAGCGGAGGGGGACGAGGAGGGAGAAGCAGAGGGUAAAGGAGUGAAGGAAAGGGGUGAAGGGAAGGCAAAGAAAGAAGCAGGUGAUGAGGAUGGUGCAAAGGACGAGGAGGGGGAGGAAGUGGAGGAGAGUGGAGGGGGUGCAAGAAGGCCGGUGACAGAUGCAGUGAAGGGGGAGAAGGUGAGGAAAGCUGGCAGGGGAGGUGAUGGCGAGGGAGAGGCGGAGCAAGGUGAGCCGGGCGAGGAGGAGGUGGAGAGCGAUGGGAAGAGCGGUGAGGGGAAAGAUGAUGCGGGUGAUGGUCUGAGUGCGGGGGAAGAUGGAGAAGGGCUGAAGCAGACCAAAGGCAAGAGUAAGAUUAAGAGCAAGAGUAAGGGCAAGAACGAAAUUCUGGGAGUAGUAGUGAAGGGGAAGGCAGGUAGUGCAGCAGGUAAGCUGGAGGAGGGGGAGGAGGGGGAGCGGAAGGAGGAGGAAAUGCGAGGGGAGGGAAGGGAUGGUGCUGAUGAUGGUGGUGAUGGUGGGAAGGGGAUUCGUUCCGUAGCUAGAGAUGAAGAAGGGGUGGAGAGGACGGAUGGUGGGCAGGCUGCAGUGGAAGGUGGGGCGGAUGCGGAUGAGGAGGGGAAGAGGCAGAGCAAGGUGGAAAAUGAGGAGGAGGCUACAGAGGAGGAGAGGGAGGGGGGCAAAGAGAAGGAGAAGGUGAAAGAACGGGCAACAGAGAAGAAGCGCCAGCGACGGAAGGAGGGGAAAAGUGUGGACGAGAAGAGCAGGGAAGGGGAGGGGGAGGAGGAGGGGGAGGAGGAGGAUGUGGUGGAGGAGGAGGUGAAGGGGGAGAAGGGGAGGAAGAGCAAGGCGAAGAGUCUGUCGGCUUUGGCGGGUGAGGCCACCACAGAAAAUAAUACUACUGGCAGUGGGAGUGAUGAUGCGAAACGAUCAGCAGGAUUGGGAGAUGAUAAACCGGCAGCUGACAGUGACACCACUGGUGUUGCGACACCUCGUAGUGGCGAUACCCCUCACAACACCAGGAGCAAGAGUGGGGCUGCUAGCAAUGGCACAACGGGCAGCAGGAGCGAGCCUGAGGUGGUGGAGAGGGAGUCGGAGGAUGUUUCUGCAGAGGCAGAAGGCAACAGGACAGCCACGGCAGGAGCUGCAGCAGAGGCCGUGGGGAGUGCGGCGGCAACGCUGGCAGCGGAAGGGAGGGCGGUGCAGGAGGGAGAGGACCUUAUGGCUGUGCCUGAUCAGGUGGGGCAUGCGGGUGAUGGUGGUGGUGCCCCAGAUGCGCAUGGAGAGGCACGUACAGGUGGGAAGGGUGGGGUGGCUGGCAGUGGUGAUGGCAGUGAAGCUGCGAGCAAGGAUGGGAAGGCAGUGGUUUCGCUUGCUCUGGCAGGUGUUGGUGUGGAGGCAGCAGGAGGGGCGGAAGGGGCGGAAGGAGCAGAAGCAGAAAGGGCACAAGGGGGGGCCACAGAAGCUGGUGGCAGUGCAGUUGCUAGUGGGCGCUCGGACAAGGUCAUGAAGAAGAGUGAGGAGAAGAAGGCUUUGAAAUCCAAGAGGAAGAAGAGGAAGGCCAAGGGGACAAGCAGGAAGGCUCUGAGUGCCCGCGAGCAGGGUGCGCCUGUCGAGUGA
Messenger RNA from Closterium sp. NIES-65, 4521 nucleotides. The record is from the annotation of a GenBank genome assembly. NCBI's taxonomy places the organism in Eukaryota, Viridiplantae, Streptophyta, Zygnematophyceae, Desmidiales, Closteriaceae.